Messenger RNA from Rhopalosiphum maidis (corn leaf aphid), 550 nucleotides. RefSeq lists its product as uncharacterized. Bases 101 to 550 code for a protein of 149 amino acids. NCBI's taxonomy places the organism in Eukaryota, Metazoa, Arthropoda, Insecta, Hemiptera, Aphididae. The transcript has 4 exons. The record is from RefSeq and is a predicted model, not a curated record.
UCCACCAUUAAACUUAAAAUGGUAUACCAAAAGAACAGAUAUCAAUUAUAUAAGAUCACAAAUACUAAAAUAAUUUACAAUAGUACUAAUUGAUGAAGAAAUGAAAACUGUGGAAAUGAUUAAAAAUAUAUCAACAUCAAUUUCUCAACAAAAUGAUAAUUAUUUCUAUGAUGAAGUUGCAUGUAAAUUAUUAAAUAAUAUACUAGAAGAUUUCAAAACUUGUGCAAAACUUAGUGUAUUGCACAACUUUUAUAAAUGUAUAAGGAAAUACGAGUGUGAUGUCUACACUAAACAUGGAGAUUACAUCUUUAAUUCAAUCAUACUAAACGAAUUUAAAAAUCUAUUAUCCAAGAUAAACAAAGACGAGUAUGAAGAUUUUUCAAUCUACAAAUUGCAUUAUGUGGACUUAUGUGAUACAGUGAUGGUGGACGUUGGCAAGACCUUCAUAAAAUUGUAUAUGGACCAAGAGAUCUUCACUUACCGGGAGUUUGGUUUUGAAGACAUACUAGUGAUUGGAUCGAUUCUAAGAAAACAAUUCCAAACUAAUUAA